AUGCCGCAGGGGCCAUGUGGAUCGGGCCCCCUGGGUGGGAUGGAGUGGCACAGGGAGGUGGGUGAGGAGGAGGAGGGGGAGGCGGUGUGGAUCACCCCCCAGCUGCUGAAGGCCAGCACUGGGGAGUUCACCCUGGAGUCCAUCCUGCUGCCGAAGCUGCGGGGCUGCGCCAUCGCCCACCUGGGCUGCCUUGGUGACUGUGCCAACCUGGAGUGGCUGGACCUCUCCAGCAACGCCAUCUCCCAGCUGGGCCCGCUGGCCACCCUCAAGUCCCUCACCGUCCUCAACCUCUCACACAACCGCGUUGCCAGCUUGGAGCCCCUUGGUUCCUGCCACAACCUCCAGAGCCUCAACCUUGCCGGGAACCAGCUGGGCAGCCUGCAGCAGCUGCGCUGCCUGAUGGGGCUGUGGUGCCUGGAGAGCCUGUGCCUGCACGACCCGCUCACCCGCCUCAACAACCCGCUCUGCACCGCUCCUGCUUACUGCGCCGCCUUGGCCAACAUGUUCCCUGGCCUCAAAACCAUCGAUGGCGAGAGGGUAUCCGGUUGUGGCAGCGAGCUCUACCAGCUCUGCUGGGAUCUCGACAGCUCGUUGGGGUGCAGUGGUGGUGGUGGUGCUGGUACUGAGCCGCCCCGCGCAGCUCAGCCCUGGGUGGAGGCGGGUUUUUGA
Molecule: messenger RNA, 669 nt
Organism: Nipponia nippon (crested ibis)
Lineage: Eukaryota; Metazoa; Chordata; Aves; Pelecaniformes; Threskiornithidae
Source: RefSeq, a predicted model, not a curated record